This is a messenger RNA of Passer montanus (Eurasian tree sparrow), 4656 nucleotides long. It is a transcript of the gene SNX19, whose product is annotated as sorting nexin 19. NCBI's taxonomy places the organism in Eukaryota, Metazoa, Chordata, Aves, Passeriformes, Passeridae. The transcript has 9 exons. The record is from RefSeq and is a predicted model, not a curated record. Bases 136 to 2616 code for a protein of 826 amino acids. Gene Ontology annotation, molecular function: phosphatidylinositol binding. Gene Ontology annotation, cellular component: intracellular membrane-bounded organelle; early endosome membrane.
CUUCCCGGUCUGGGCGUUCUGACCCAGCCCAGGGAGGGCUCCGGACGCGCUGAGGUUUCGGGGUGCUGGAGCCCGGUGCGGUUCUGCAGCCCUGCCCGGCACCCCGGCUGCCGCACCGCCGCUGCUCUCCCCGCCAUGCCCUCGCGGUCCCGCCGGCCGCUGCUGGCCCUGCUGGCGGCCCUGGGCUGGCUGCUGGCGCUGCAGCUGCUGCUGGACCUGCGGGCGCUGGGGCUGCUGUGCGGGGCGCUGGCCGUGCUGGGCGGCUGGCUGGGCCCCCCGGCGCUGCUGCCCCGCGGCCGCCGCCUGCGCCUGGAGCGCUUCGUCAGCUCGCUGCGGGCCCCGGCCGGCAGCGCCGCCGACGAGGGCCGCCUGCAGAGGGAGAUCGCCAGCACCGUGCGCAAGGUGGUGCGGGAUUUCGUGGCCUCGUGGUACCGCACGGUGAGCAGAGAGCCGGCCUUCGAGGCCGAGGUGGAGAGGGCCAUGCUGGGGCUGGCCGCGGAGCUGCGGCGGAGGAUGAGGCGCGUGGACCGGCGGGCGCUGGCCCGCCGCCUGCUCCUGCUCUGCGGGCAGCACCUGCAGAGCUUCCUGCGGGCCCGGGAUGCCCUGAGGGCCGAGCCCAAGGGCGGCCGGACGCUGUGGAGGGAGUACAGCCGGCUGGCGGGGCCGCACCCCGCCCUGCUGAGCCCCGCGGCCGAGGUGGGCUGUGCCCGCGCCGCCGUGGACGCGCUGCUGCAGGCACUGGUGCCCUGGCCGCACCUGGAGACACGGACAGGGCGUUUUGUGGUGGUGGAGCUGGUGGCCUGCAACGUGCUGCUGCCGGCCGUCAGGAAGAUGUCUGAUCCCGACUGGAUCAACCUGCUGCUCAUCGGGGCGUUUUCCAAGAAGCCCCGGGGUGGGAAGCCCCACCCUGCACCCCCCGUGCCGGAUUCCUUGCCUGUCCCGGCACAGACUGACACAGCUCCUGCCGGGCUCCCCCCGUCCCCGAGGGCUGCCGAGGGGCUCAGGAGAGAGGCUGGAGAGGAGGGAGAGGAGGCGAGCAGGUCAUGCCAUGCAGAGGAACCCUACCUGCGCCCCCAAGCUCUGGGAUCCCUCUUCCCCUGUGAGGGUUUGGAGUUGGAAUCCCCUGCACCUGACGUGGGGCAGGAUGCGGAGCUGCUGGCUCCUUCUCCUGCUGGAGAGCUCCUUGAUGAGCCUCCCCAGGACCCUUCUGUGCCAGAGGGAGCACCUGCCUCAGAGGAUGGCACAGGGGACCUGGACCACGGCCCUGGCCCCAGCUCGGAUGCUGGCCUGCUUCCCACCUCUGCUUUGAGUUCCUGCCCUGACAUCCAGAUCGAGCCAGCGGCUGAGAAGGAGGAGGAAAGCCCAGCUGUCCCCAGGAGGUUCUCCUCACAAAGACCCUCCAGCCUGGGGAGAGAUCUGGGGGCAGCAGAGGGCCCAGCACAGUUUCCCCCAGAGCCUGGGCAGAGCCUGCCCCUGCUGUCAUCCUCCCCAACAGCUUCCAUGAGCACCUUCAGCUUCGAGCCCCUGAGCAGCCCCGAGGGGCCGGUGGUCAUCCAGAACCUGCGGAUCACCGGGACCAUCACUGCCCGCGAGCACAGCGGCACCGGCUUCCACCCCUACACCCUGUACACCGUCAAGUAUGAGACAGCCCUGGAGGGCGAGGCCACGGGCAGCCUGCAGCAGGUGGCUUAUCACACCGUGAACCGCCGCUACCGCGAGUUCCUCAACCUCCAGACCCGGCUGGAGGAGAAGCCGGAGCUCCGCAAGUUCCUGAAAAACAUCAAAGGACCAAAGAAACUGUUCCCUGAUCUGCCAUUUGGAAACAUGGACAGUGAUAAAGUGGAAGCCAGGAAAAGUCUGCUGGAAUCUUUCCUAAAGCAAUUGUGUGCAGUCCCUGAGAUUGCAAACAGUGAGGAGGUGCAGGAAUUCCUGGCCCUCAACACCGACGCCAGGAUCGCCUUUGUCAAGAAGCCCUUCGUUGUCUCCAGGAUAGACAAGAUCGUUGUCAAUGCCAUCGUGGACACCUUGAAGACAGCGUUCCCCAGGUCAGAGCCCCAGAGCCCCACGGAGGAUCUGAGCGAGUCAGAAGUGGAUGGGAAAUCCCAGCCAGAUGGGAAGAAAAGCAAGUCCAGGCUGAGGUUCUCAUCCAGUAAAAUCACUCCAGUGCUGAGUGUGAGUGAAGCUCAUGACAGGAUCGUGUACUCCAUCAGGGAGGGCAAUGCUGUCUCUGGCACCCUGUCACUGGCUGCUAUGGAAUCCUUCAUCCAGAAGCAGGAGAAGCUGCUGGAAGCAGUCCCCAGCAAAGCUCCUGAAGGCCAGGGAGGCAGAGAAGCCAGGGAAAUCUCUGUGCAGGAAGAAAUGGAUGGGCUGAGCACAGUGGAGCAGGGAGGACAUCCAGACACUGACUCUGACUCUGAGACAGCUUUGGCUGACCUGGCCAUGGACGUGCUUCGUCUGGUGCUGGUGGAUCACUGGGGCUGGCUGUGCACAGAGAACAUCCAGAAGGUCUUCAACCUGCUCUUUGGGACUCUCCUUCAAAGAACUGGCACAAAGACCCUUGGCAGCCCCCUUGGUCCUCUUGACUGGAAAGUGCCACCAGCAAAGAGUGAUGCCUGACCCUCUUCAGUGUCCCUGAGUAAACCUGGAAGCAAAGCACUCCUGGGCUGGCAGUGCUGGGAGCACAGUGCCCAUGGGCAGGGAGCUCUGCCAGCCCUGGAGGGGCCAUGUCUGGCAGCUCAGCCUGUGCUCCCACUUCCCUUUGUCUUCCUGGCUGCCAGGUACCACUCCAGCCUCAGGCAGUGCCUCUGAGUUCUGCUGGCAGAAAUGCAACAUCAGUGCAGCUGGGGCAUCUGAAACCACUCACUCUCCUGGUUUGUUACCUGGGGAGUGGAUUUGGUCAUGUUUGAUGAGGAUCUUUGCAGCUGCACACAGAGGGGCUGUGCUGGCAGGCCCAGGUAUGUGGCAGCAAAGUCCCUGUCCCUAAAAACAAGCCUAAAAGCAGCACCAGAGUUGGGAACUGGGAGAAUCAACCUCAUGGCAUCUUACUCCUCAUUUCUGGGUUUGGCUGUUUGUGUUGUAGCCGUGAGGAGCAGCAGGAACUGCAGCCUGUGGUAUGUCAGUAAAAGUGAUUUCAGGACUCUCUGUGUCUUCGUGUGUAUAUGCAAAGUAAAUAAAAUCAGCUUGGAAAUGGGCCUCGAUUCAGUUGUCUCCAAGCACCUGGAAAUUUUGGAUCUGGCUUUGAAUCUCUGUCCCAAACAAAAUUUUUUUCCCUCUUCUAGAAGCAGCAUUCUUCCAAAAACAUCCACUCGAAUGAAGCCAGCACUCCAUGCUUUGAUAAUAAUUGCAACAUUAUUCUAACUCUGAUUCUGUUUCAACGGUUACACAUGCCAGCUUUCUUCCUGGAGUUAAAAAAGCUCAACAACUUCCUAUUUCAAAUAGAACAAAGAAGAAAAGGAUUGAGUGGAAGUAAUGUCUCCCUGUUGGUUUUAGUUUUCCCUGGUUUUAGAAGGGUUAAUAGUGGAUUUAUGUAUUUUGAUUCUGAAGUGGGCUAAUGAAGCAAUUGUUCCAAGCAGGGCCUGGCUGAGACAGCCUGGCCUCUCCCUGGGGCACCACUGAGAGCUUAAUUGGCUCAAUAAAUACUUGAAGAAGAUGUUAUCAAAAGCCAGGAUGCUUUGUGAAAAAUCAAGGAGGUUUGGGGACGAUUAUUUUAAUCACAUGUCUUUCCCCCCUUCCCUGAGCCCCAGGGCAUCUCUGCAAGAUCUAGAUUGGGAAAAGCAGUGGUUAAUUCCCUGCAGGGUGAAGCCAUUGGAAUCCUGUGAGUUUCCAUGAUUUCUUCUUGCAGCAGGUGAGUUUUGAGGGAGCAACACAUAAAAUGGCACAGAAAUCCCAGCACCAAGGGGUGCUUUCCUCCCUGCAGGGAUGAAUGAUUGCCUGCAGAAGAGAAUGAUUUCUUUUCCUUCCUCUCUGCCCCACAGUCAGAUGUCCUUACACCCACAUCUCCCGGGGUUUCUGCCUGGGUCAAGCAGGUAGGAAAAUCCCUCUGCCCAGGAUGGGUUGUUUGCAACUCUAAAGAUUCAGCAGGGGAAGAACAUACCAAGAAGGAGAAUUUACUUUGUGCAGAAGUUUAAAAGGCCUCAGGAUGGUUCACAUCCUUUCAUUUAUGGAGUUUUUUUUCCCUUUUCUUUCUUGUUUCCUUCCUCAGCACAGGGUUUACCUAUGGCCUGGACAAGUGUGAGGUUGCUUUGAAGGUGCUGAGCUGAGCAUGCUGUACAUGUUUCUGCUGUGUGGAGAAGGUGGAUUUAGGCUCAGGUAGCAGGUGCUGAAAGCUGAGCCUCAGGGCAAAAACUCUCCAUUUGUGUUUUUCAGUUCUUGCUGUGCCUACUGCAGCUGUUGCUUCAUUUUUACAAGGUUUCCUCAGAAAGGUUUUGCAGUCAAAGCACUGAAAUGUUCCUCCUCUUGAACCCUUGAGUUAAGGAUAAUCUUGUGCUUUAUCUGAGGAGGAAUUUGGGGAACACAAACUGGUAAAGCAGGGAUGGUCUGGUGAUUUAAGCACCAGAUUUUCUUAAUUUCAGAGUCAUGCUUGAAUGCCUCGUGUUUUCCAGAUGUUGCUUUUUUUCUUCAAUCCUUUUCACUACAUUGGUCCCAGAGGCAUUUUUU